This is a messenger RNA of Papilio polytes (common Mormon), 1914 nucleotides long. RefSeq lists its product as uncharacterized. Lineage: Eukaryota; Metazoa; Arthropoda; Insecta; Lepidoptera; Papilionidae. The transcript has a single exon. The record is from RefSeq and is a predicted model, not a curated record. Bases 48 to 1835 code for a protein of 595 amino acids.
AAUAAGUUUAUUUUAUCUUCACAUUUAAUAAAGUUAUUACAACCAUAAUGGUAUAUUUAUAUACAUCUAAAAAUGUGAAGAUACUAAAAAAUCUUCUUAUUGAUUUCUCAAAGUCAUCGGAUAUAUCGCCCUGUGAAUAUAUGAAAUCUUAUAUAGAUUCCUGGGAUGAUCCAACGGAUGAUUCAAAGCUUUGUUGGAUUGUGGAAACCUUCCUCGGUAUUAUGAAACACGAUCAAUUCUUAAAACAAACAGUUGCUCAGUUUCCGUCGAAACUAAACGACGACGAUAAAGAUUACCUGUCGAUUAUGGUACAUGGUUUAAUUUUUCAAAUUUCGCCAUCUGAUAUGACUUUAUUGUACAAAUGUUUGUUCAAUUUAAGUAAAGAAAUCUUAAAUGCACUCACAAGUUCCUUAAAAACUUGUGAAUUUCUAGAUCAGAUAUCUAAAAUAGCUCAACCAAUUUAUGACACAAAUUAUAUUACCGAACAUAUAAUAAGACCGCUUUCGAAAUGGCAACCUACUAUGGAUAAAAUAUCACAAAUGUAUGGAGAAUAUUUAGCUGAAAUAGAAAGUUUAAAAAUAAAACCACCCACUAUACCAGUACAACCCAAUGUGUUGGAAAGGAAAAAUAAAAAAUUAGAGGGUUUAGUGUCCCAAAAAAUUUCUCUACCAGCAACCCCACCUAACUCAGUUUGUGAUAAACCUAAACGCAUGCUUACAAAAAGUGUAAUCGAUAAAAAACUAAAACAAGCGUUUGAUAUGAAUAAACAAAAAGCCAUGAAACUCUUGAACGAAUUAAAAAGUGAAAUGUAUCACUAUCCCCAAAAACGACAUUAUGAAAAACCAAAACAUUCUAUCAAUUUACAAAAAGAUACUGAACAAGAUUGGAAAAAAACUUUCGCAAAAUCUAAGAAUAAGAAUUGGAAAAAAAUACCACUAAUGCCAGUAAAGGAAAACAUAGCGACGCUUAAACGGUUUAAUGAAAGAAUUAAAUUAACUGAACGAGAGGAAAUACAAUGGCUGCAAAAUUUAUUAUGCGAUUGUAGAAGCUUAAGUAAAUUCCAUGAACUAGAGGAAUAUGAACGUGAAGAGAGGGAAAGGGAUCGAAUACUUGACAUAGAAAAAAAGCAUAUACAAGGUCAAAUCACAUUCGAAGAGGCACUAUUGGCAAAGAAAAAAGUCCAAGAAGAAAAUAAAAGGAAAUACGAAGAAUUUAUGAAAGAAAAAGAAUUAUGGAAUAAAGAAUUGGAGAAAUGGAAUCAAGAACAAAUUGAAAAUAACCGCAAACAUUUUGAAAAACUAUCCUUAAUUGAAUUAAAUGUGCUAGAGGCACGUAAAAAAGUUACUGAUAAAAAGAAAGAAGAGGCGGAUUUGAUUAAAAAAGAGAAUGAAAUAUUGCAUUUACAAUCUUUGCAAGCUAAACAGGAAGAGUUAAAACGUAAAAUUCAAUUGAUUAAAGAAAUUAAAAUCUUGUCUAUCAUAGCAAAGAGAGCCAAGCUUCCUAAAAUCAUAGAUUUAACAGAAACAUCAGGACUUGGCUUAUUAUGCGAAAUGUCGAUGGCGGAACUUCAAGAAAGGUUAAGUUCGAUGAAGAUGAAUCUCAAAGAGGAGUUAGAAGCAAAAAGCAAACUUAUAAAAGAAAAAAAUGUUGCAGCAAAAAAGGCAAUAGAAGACACCCGGAACAAAGUUGCUGAGUUUUUAGAUGAAAGAAAGAAACUACGAAACAGUAAUAAAAGCCCACCAAAACCACCAACAGAUGUGUCGACUAAAGAAAUCAAUGAGUUGAAAAUGAUUUUAGAAGCCAAAAGAAAAUUACGGCAACAAUUAACUACUUAAAGUAAUUAGUAUGAGUUUCGUGUUUUUGUAAUUUAUUUCUGUGUUGAAUGAAAUAAAAUUCAUAAAUAAAUUAAACCAA